This is a messenger RNA of Mucor velutinosus, 954 nucleotides long. RefSeq lists its product as uncharacterized. The record is from RefSeq and is a predicted model, not a curated record. Gene Ontology annotation, molecular function: phosphatidylinositol binding. Bases 1 to 954 code for a protein of 317 amino acids. Lineage: Eukaryota; Fungi; Mucoromycota; Mucoromycetes; Mucorales; Mucoraceae. The transcript has a single exon.
AUGAUUUCAUGCCCAAUUCAAGACAUCACUGUCCAACCUUACUUCAAACAGCAAAAUGGUACCUGGUAUCCCAUUCAGUUGAAGCUGAGCGAUGGCCGCAUGUUGGAAAUCCAGCACCAGUACGCUGAUUUUAUCCAGUUUUCUCGGCUGAUCCGCCAGCAAUUCAACUUGUCAAGAGCAGAGCUGCCUAAAAUCAAAAAGCAGCACAACUUUCUCAAGAAAAGAGGGGCACAAAAGUACCAUCAGAGACAAUGCGAAUUGCAAGAUUUUUGUCGACUUUUACUGUUACUGCCUCCCGUGGUUACAUGCUCGCCAGUAUGCCUCUCGUUCUUUUCUGCAACGCCAGAAAUCGGCAGUGUCUCCAACUCGCUCAAGAGAGCCUUUUCUCUCAAACCCAGCGGCAAGAAACAGCAGCAGCAGCAGCAUCUGGAUCUAGUAGAGAUGGAACAUGCCUUUUCCAGAUCAUUGGUUAUGUCCAUUGGUCAGCAUGAACAUCAACUGCAACAAUGUACAAGUAGACCCAAUAUUCAGAGCAUCAACAAGAGUAAUCGCUGUAGUACUACAAGCACAACAAGCACAGCCAGCAGCAGCAUACUAUUCUCAUCCAGUCUGAGCUCUACAGAGGAAGAUGACACUAUUAAACUCAAGAUUAUCUACGACGCCCAAAACAUCAUUAUUAUACGAGUAGCUCGCUCCGUGUCACUUGAUCAAUUGAGGUCUCAAGUGACCCAAAAAUUUGCUCUCAUCAACAUUAUGCUGCCAGAUCAGUUGGUUCUGCGUACAGUGGAUUGUGCACGGUACUCCUCUGGGUCGGGUUCCUCCAUUGUCUGCUCCGCUCCAGCCGAUAGCGAUUUGAAUGCCGAAGUGUUGAUCGCAAACGAGCAGGAUCUUUCCAGGGCAAUGCUUCUAAAAUGGAAUACUUUGCAAAAGGUGACGCUCCGAUGUGUGGUAUAA